CUAUACAUUCACCGUUGCGGGUCUGAAAAACGGUUAAUAGAGGACCGCCAUAAGAGAAAUCUGAGAAAGCUAAUUGGAGCUUUGACCCACUGACCCAAUUAGUUUCCCCAGCUUAUUCCAUAUGUUCACUUCUCGACUGAGUACCUCCAGUUUGCGACUUGUACGUUGCCGCAUCUUUUCUCUUCCUUCACCCCCUUUGACAUCCUUUCUCUCUUCUUCUCUGUUCUGUGGUUUCCCUGCUUUUACUUCUUCAAUGGACAACACGGGUUUCCACAAACCCUCUUCAUCCUCCUCCUCCUCUGCCUUUGCUCAUUCCAAUCGAAGCGGUGGUAGAGGAAGAGGGAGAGGAUGGGACAAUAAGGAAAGAUCAGGAGCCCGUGGCGGUGGUGCUUCCAGCUCCGGCAAAGAUAAAAUUGAUGCUCUUGGGAGACUCUUGACACGCAUUUUGCGGCACAUGGCUUCUGAGCUAAACUUGAAUAUGAGGAAUGAUGGGUAUGUGAAGGUGCAGGAUCUGUUAAAGCUAAACUUAAAAACAUUUGCCAAUGUCCCAUUGAGGUCACACACUGUUGAUGAUGUCAAAGAGGCAGUACAGAAGGAUAACAAGCAAAGAUUCGGCCUGUUGGAAGAGAAUGGAGAACUUCUGAUACGUGCUAACCAGGGCCACACAGUAAAGAUAGUUGAAACUGAGAGCUUAUUAAAACCAAUCCUUUCAGCUGACGAAGUUCCAGUUUGUGUACAUGGCACUUAUAAGAAGAAUUUGGAAUCAAUUUUGGAGCAUGGACUCAAACGGAUGAAAAGGUUACAUGUUCAUUUCUCAUGUGGCUUGCCAACAGAUGGGGAAGUGAUUAGUGGAAUGAAGCGAGAUGUUAAUGUCCUCAUCUUUCUUGAUGUGAGAAGAGCUCUGGAAGAUGGGAUGAAGCUUUAUAUCUCGGACAACAGAGUUAUCUUGACGGAGGGUUUUGAUGGUGCGGUGCCUGUGAAGUAUUUUGAGAAAGUAGAAUCAUGGCCAGAUAGAAAACCUUUGCCAUUAUAAAUUGGAAUAUGUCACUUUUUUCCUUCAUUCCCUUUUGCAUUCUUCUUUCUUCUUACUCCCUUGCACUGCACCUAUCCUCCACCCCCCCGGAGAAAAAAGAACGAAAGAAAUUUGUAGCAGGUCAUAGUGCUCUUUGGUCUUCGCUAUUUUCCUUACUAUUACCCCCUUUUCCACCAUGAGAUUUAUUCUAACUGUCAUUAUGAUUUACUAAUUUUAUUUUAUUUUUCCUCAAAAAAGGAAAAAGAAUGUUAGUGAAAUGAAGGACUUGAGGUCUGAGCUAACGAAUGUUACCUUCCCUUUUGCAAAAAGGAAAGAAGGCAGAUUUGUUGCACUUAUUCUUUUCAAUGCAUUCCUGGAAGAACUAGUUGAUCCUUUUGAAUCAGAUAUGAGACUUAACUAUGACUAGUGGUGA
This is a messenger RNA of Nicotiana attenuata, 1445 nucleotides long. Its product is annotated as tRNA 2'-phosphotransferase 1-like. Bases 122 to 1033 code for a protein of 303 amino acids. Gene Ontology annotation, biological process: tRNA splicing, via endonucleolytic cleavage and ligation. The transcript has 8 exons. The record is from RefSeq and is a predicted model, not a curated record. NCBI's taxonomy places the organism in Eukaryota, Viridiplantae, Streptophyta, Magnoliopsida, Solanales, Solanaceae. Gene Ontology annotation, molecular function: tRNA 2'-phosphotransferase activity.